UUUACAGCUUGAUUGGUCGUAAACUGACCAUCUUUCUUCUGACGCGUGUGCUUACAUUGGUUAGACGUCUGAAGCUCCAGGACAAUGCCCCUGUGUCGGUUACGUGACCCGUGACCUGCCGUCGCCCUUAGCCCACCCCAUGUCACCGAGCAGUGGUGCUCGAGGCGAGUCACUCGGCAUUUAACCGCCGUCCUUCGUAAACUGCUGGACCGCUGCACCGCCCGAGGCCUAGCCGGCGGCGGACUACACCCAGUGACGUCACUGACGCUAUAUAAAGGCGGCGCAGGUUGAACGAACGCCACAAGUGCUGGGUGCAGGAAGAUCGCUGGGUGUUGAUCGUUCACAGGUCGCGCAUCACAUAUAGCAAGAUGGUGACGAAGCUGAUGCUGUUCGCCUGUCUGGUGGCUGCCGCACACAGCAUGGCCCCGAGGAAACGCCAGAGGGCAGAGGUCAUCGACGGACGGGUCGAGCUCGAGUACCAGGCGCGCAUCACAGCCGUCAGGAAGGUCAUCCGCGAGACCGAGUUUAUCACCAAGACUCAGACCAUCAUCGACUCGCCGUACUGCGUCAGCUACUCCAAGGACCUGCCGGCCUGCACGCCCAGCGAUCCGGAGCCCGUGCAGCCGACCAAGACUGUUAGGCGGAUGGCCAAGUCUCUGGCGCCGGAGCCGGCAGCCGUGGGCAGCGCGGCUCCCGAGCUGGUGUCCUCCCUCUCCGAAGCCGGCCAGCCUCAGAUCAUUGAGCUCUCCGGGGUCAACGAGGAGUGCAUCAACCAGAAUAGCGGCGUCACCUUCCUCACCACCAUGCUGACGACGCAGACGGUGACGGUGACGCGCACCCGGCCAGGGGCGCAGACCGUCACUAUCAGCAUCGACGGCUGCCUGCCGUCACCGAUGCCGUUCAACGCACCCACCUGCUAGCCUGCCACCUGGCGGCGAUAGUAUGAAGCAGUGCUUAUAUAGAUGACGCGGCAGUCGCCUGAGUGGUGAAACGGUAUGCGGUAUCGUCAUGGCGUUUCACUGAGGGUGACCUGCCAAUCGCGUUUUCUAGCGAAAGCGAUCAAGGGUUUGUUGGGUAAUUAAAUGUUUGCUGUUCGUUCAAACGGUCAGUAUUGUAGAUGGCAUUACUGAUGGCCAGCAACUCAGCUUCGCUCUUAUAUGGAGUGAUAAAUCGCUAAUGACCAUCACAUUGAUUCAAAGGCAUUGUUUUCAGGUGUGAAACUCGUGUUUUACGUUUCAUGGACGCAUAUUGUGACGCACUGGUCGGAAAAUGAUGUUUAAAUGUGUGAUUCACUGCAGACACAUCCGCAAUAAAACUUCAUAUGAUAACGUA
Molecule: messenger RNA, 1332 nt
Organism: Amphibalanus amphitrite
Lineage: Eukaryota; Metazoa; Arthropoda; Thecostraca; Balanomorpha; Balanidae
Exons: 4
Coding region: 369-920 (183 amino acids)
Source: RefSeq, a predicted model, not a curated record